AACUACACCUUUCAAUCGCUGGCAGUGAUAGACUGGAAUUGCGUUUUGCAUAGCCUUUAUUAAUUUCCAAAUUGUUAAGCAGAGCACCACUUGAAGGGGGUCUCUUUCAGUUGAAGAAUCAACCCCUUCGAUCCCCAAGAAAGGAAAAAAGAAAAUUUUUGAGAUAGGAAAAAGAAAAUAGAAAGGGGGGACUGUGAGAUAUAAAGGUGGACGUGCUUCUAGUUUUUUAGCUGCUGCCAUCUGUGUUUGAAAGUCAAUACCUUCCCAAUCAGCAUAUUUUAAUCAGUAAGCCUACAGUUAUGGAAGACUUGAUUACUGGCUUACAUCAAUCAGAAGGUGAGCUAAUUUUGUUUGCCUCUAAUGGAUCAUUCAACUGAUGAGAAACUUGAAAAAAAAGAGAUGGAUACCAGAAGUCUAUCAUCCUCACGCCAUCCAUCACUGAACAUUCACAAGGUGGGAGUUCCCCCCAAGCAAAAUCUCUUCAAGGAAUUCAAAGCUACUGUGAAAGAAACACUCUUUUCAGAUGAUCCUUUACGUCCCUUUAAGGAUCAAUCUGGGUCUCGCAAAUUCAUUUUAGGCAUCCAGGCCAUUUUCCCCAUAUUUGAGUGGGGUAGAAGGUACAACCUAACCAAAUUCAGGGGGGAUCUUAUUGCAGGACUCACUAUUGCAAGUCUCUGCAUUCCUCAGGACAUUGGAUACGCAAAGCUUGCAAAUUUGGCUCCACAAUAUGGAUUGUAUUCCAGCUUUGUUCCACCAUUGAUUUAUGCCUUCAUGGGUAGUUCAAGAGAUAUAGCCAUAGGACCUGUGGCCGUGGUCUCUCUCUUGCUGGGCACCCUACUUCAAAAUGAGAUCGACCCCAUUACAAAUCCUACAGAGUAUCGGCGGCUUGCAUUCACAGCUACAUUUUUUGCUGGAAUCACUCAAGCCACCCUAGGGUUCUUCAGGUUGGGUUUCUUGAUUGACUUCCUAUCCCAUGCUGCCAUUGUCGGUUUUAUGGGUGGAGCUGCCAUCACUAUUGCACUCCAACAGCUUAAAGGUUUUCUUGGAAUAAAAAAGUUCACAAAGAAAACUGAUAUUAUCUCUGUAAUGCACUCAGUAUGGGGCUCAGUCAAUCAUGGAUGGAACUGGCAGACUAUACUUAUUGGAGCAACCUUUUUAAGUUUUCUGCUGUUUGCUAAAUACAUGGGAAAAAGGAACAAGAAGCUCUUCUGGUUACCUGCAAUUGCCCCAUUGAUAUCUGUUGUUCUGUCCACCUUUUUUGUGUAUAUAACCCAUGCAGAAAAGAAUGGUGUUGCAAUUGUGAAAUAUAUAGAGAAAGGAAUUAAUCCCUCGUCGGUUAAUGAGAUAUAUUUCCAUGGUGAAUAUCUUGGCAAAGGUUUUAGGAUUGGGAUGGUGGCCGGUAUGAUAGCAUUGACGGAAGCCAUAGCAAUUGGAAGAACAUUUGCUUCCAUGAAAGACUAUCAACUUGAUGGAAACAAAGAAAUGGUGGCACUAGGAGCAAUGAAUAUUGUUGGUUCAAUGACUUCCUGCUAUGUUGCGACAGGUUCAUUCUCACGGUCAGCUGUGAAUUACAUGGCUGGCUGCCAAACUGCAGUCUCCAACAUUGUGAUGUCCUGCGUUGUUAUCCUAACCUUGGAAUUCAUCACACCUCUUUUCAAGUACACACCAAAUGCCAUUCUCUCUGCCAUCAUCAUAUCAGCUGUGAUCAACCUAAUUGACUUUCAAGCAGCAAUCCUGAUAUGGAAGAUUGAUAAAUUUGAUUUUGUUGCUUGUUUGGGAGCCUUCUUUGGAGUAAUUUUUUCCUCUGUUGAGAUAGGCCUCUUAAUUGCGGUCUCAAUAUCCUUUGCUAAAAUCCUAUUACAAGUUACCAGGCCAAGGACUGCAAUUCUUGGGAAGAUUCCUAGGACCGCUGUGUACAGAAAUAUCCAACAAUAUCCAGAUGCAACUAAAGUUCCAGGUGUUCUGAUUGUGAGAAUUGAUUCAGCAAUUUACUUUUCCAACUCCAAUUAUGUUAAGGAGAGGAUAUUAAGGUGGUUGACAAAUGAGGAAGAACAAAAGAAAGCGGACUACCAACCAAGAAUCCAAAUUUUGAUAGUUGAGAUGUCACCUGUUACAGACAUUGACACCAGUGGCAUUCAUGCCUUGGAAGAACUAUAUAGGAGUCUCCAGAAGAGAGACGUUCAGCUCAUUCUGGCGAAUCCUGGGCCAGUGGUGAUUGACAAGCUCCACGCUUCCAACUUUACAAACGUGAUUGGCGAGGACAAAAUCUUCCUCACAGUUGCAGACGCAGUCUCAUCCUGUUCUCCAAAGUUGGUUGAAGAAGCUUGAUAAAGAAGGAAUGACUGCAUAAGAUGAUGAGAAGCAGGAGCAUACCUAGGUGUUGGAGUUGAAAGCAUUGGAAAACAGGUCUGGUUGAGUCGUGGUGGGUGGUGACUAGGCCAUCAUAAAAGUGGUUAAGUGGACUCUGAGAUCCUAAUCCAGUGAAAAAAAGAAAAGAAAAGCAAAGAAAAUGGUGCACAAUUUGUGCACUCAAAAAGCGAUGAGGUUGUUUAAUUUACAGAAAGGUCCAUAUAAAUGUAACUAAUUUAGACACAUUCGUAGAAGGAAUUUUGUUUUCUUCCAGUU
Molecule: messenger RNA, 2625 nt
Organism: Juglans regia (Persian walnut)
Lineage: Eukaryota; Viridiplantae; Streptophyta; Magnoliopsida; Fagales; Juglandaceae
Product: sulfate transporter 1.3-like
Exons: 14
Coding region: 361-2328 (655 amino acids)
Biological process (GO): transmembrane transport
Cellular component (GO): membrane
Molecular function (GO): secondary active sulfate transmembrane transporter activity
Source: RefSeq, a predicted model, not a curated record